AUGGAUGACCUAGAUAUACAUAACUAUGUUAACAGGGCUUUGCAUGAACAAGUCUCCAAGAUCGUGGACCCGUCGCUUCUUUCUGAAGGAAGAGAUGAAAACAAUAGAAUUACUCAUGGAGAGGAAACUAUUAAUGGUGGAAGAGAGAUUAAUUGCAUUAUUUCCCUAUUAAAAAUCGGACUGAAGUGCUCUGCAAAAUUGCCAAAUGAUCGGAUGCACAUUAAUGAAGUUGUCAGAAAAUUACAUCUCAUUAAGGAUGUCUUACUUGGUGUAAGGCUGCUUGCUGGUCUAAAUCACCAAGAUGAAGUUGCUAGAAGUGGUGAAGAAAAAGUACUGAAAAUCGUCAUUCCAGCAGACUCCCAGUUUGGCGUGCCCACGCCUAAAAACUUUUAUCAUUCAAUCAUCAAUUUGUUGCAAAUUAAUCCAUCUUCGCAUCCAACAGCUCAUGGAAGUUCCCAAUACCAUGUGGGGAUUUCGCUCAUCAUCAACAUUAGCGAGCAUUUUUCUCCUAGCCACUGGGAAGGAGUCACAUGCAGUGCCCGACAUCAGAGGGUCAUAGCCUUGAUUCUAAGGCAUAAGCAGUUGUCUGGAACCAUAUCUCCUCAUGUCAGAAAUCUAAGCUUCAUGAGGUUCAUCCUACUUGCGGAGAAUCAAUUCCAUGGUGAGAUUCCCCAAGAAUUCGGUCGCCUCUUCAGGCUAAGAGCCUUGAACCUCUCAAGUAACGCAAUCAGUGGAAAAAUCCCAGCAAAAUUGAACUACUGCGCAGAGAUGAUAGCUGUUGACCUAACCAGUAACAAGCUAGAAGGGAAGAUUCCAAUUGAUCAGCUGAGCUAUUUGAAGAAGCUUGAAUUUUUAUCUUCACGCAAACAAUUUGACAGGAGAGAUUCCCUCCUCCAUUGGGAACUUAUCAUCGCUGACUACACUCAGUCUUGCCUUUAA
Messenger RNA from Coffea arabica (coffee), 939 nucleotides. The record is from RefSeq and is a predicted model, not a curated record. Lineage: Eukaryota; Viridiplantae; Streptophyta; Magnoliopsida; Gentianales; Rubiaceae.